Messenger RNA from Alexandromys fortis (reed vole), 945 nucleotides. RefSeq names its product olfactory receptor 998. The record is from RefSeq and is a predicted model, not a curated record. The coding region runs from base 1 to 945 and encodes 314 amino acids. Gene Ontology annotation, cellular component: membrane. The transcript has a single exon. NCBI's taxonomy places the organism in Eukaryota, Metazoa, Chordata, Mammalia, Rodentia, Cricetidae. Gene Ontology annotation, molecular function: olfactory receptor activity; G protein-coupled receptor activity; odorant binding. Gene Ontology annotation, biological process: G protein-coupled receptor signaling pathway; sensory perception of smell.
AUGGAAGAAAAGAAUCAGACCUCAAAGACUGAGUUUCUCUUCCUGGGCCUCACCGAUCAUCUCCAUCAGAAGAUUGUCCUCUUCGUCAUCUUUCUCUUUGUUUAUCUUGUCACCCUGGGGGGUAACCUGGGCAUGAUCACUCUCAUAUGGAUGGACCCCAGGCUGCACACACCUAUGUACUUUUUUCUCAGCCACCUGUCCUUUGUAGAUGUGUGCUCCUCUUCUUCCAUAGCCCCGAAGAUGCUGUGCGACAUCUUUGCAGAGAACAAAGCCAUCUCUUUAGUGGGCUGUACUGCACAGAUGUGGUUUGUUGGCCUUUUUGUGGGAACUGAAUGUUUCCUUCUGGCGGUGAUGGCAUAUGAUCAGUAUACAGCCAUCUGUAAGCCCUUGCUGUAUACACUCAUUAUGUCCCAGAGGGUCUGUGUGUAUCUGGUUGUAGGGCCUUAUGCUUUUGCUAUUUUAAACAUCACAACUCAUACAACCUUGAUAUUUUGCUUACCAUUCUGUGGUCCAAACACCAUCAACCAUUUCUUCUGUGAUGUUUCCCCUCUGCUUUCCUUAGCAUGUGCUGACACCUGGAUCAAUAAGAUUGUCCUUUUUGUCCUGUCUGGAGCAAUAGGAGUGUUCAGUGGUCUGAUUAUCAUAGUUUCCUAUGUCUGCAUCUUGAUGGCCAUUUUGAAGAUUCAAACUGUCGAAGGGAAACAAAAAGCCUUCUCCACUUGUUCCUCUCACCUGGCAGCUGUUUCCAUCCUGUAUGGAACUCUUUUCUUUAUCUAUGUUAGACCCAGUGCAAGCUUUUCCUUGACCAUCAAUAAGAUGAUUUCCCUGUUUUAUACUGUGGUGAUCCCGAUGCUGAACCCCCUCAUCUACAGCCUGAGGAACAAGGAAGUGAAAAGGGCAUUCAGGAGAAAGAUGCCAAAGAAACGUUUUCCAGUAGGCAGGUAA